AUGGCGUCUCAUGACCAGACCGACCACCACGCCGGCGAAGACAAAGGCCCCAGAGUUAAGGCAGCAGUCAACACCGAGGCUGCCAAGGAGAAGGCGCAGACGGCCAAGGAUCAUGCGAUAGAGGGAAAGGAGAAGACAGCUGGCUUUCUGCAGCAGACUGGCGAAAAGGCGACGAAUGCAACGAGGGGAGCAGCAGAAGCAGUUAAAAGCACUUUAGGAAUUGGGCAUGACGACAAGGAUAAGGAGACGAAUGCUGCGGAGAGAGACGCGGGAGCAACUAAGGAAUAAGACUAAAGAACCCACACAUAGCAU
This is a messenger RNA of Phalaenopsis equestris, 312 nucleotides long. Its product is annotated as late embryogenesis abundant protein 1-like. The transcript has 3 exons. The record is from RefSeq and is a predicted model, not a curated record. The coding region runs from base 1 to 288 and encodes 95 amino acids. NCBI's taxonomy places the organism in Eukaryota, Viridiplantae, Streptophyta, Magnoliopsida, Asparagales, Orchidaceae.